Molecule: messenger RNA, 1934 nt
Organism: Rana temporaria (common frog)
Lineage: Eukaryota; Metazoa; Chordata; Amphibia; Anura; Ranidae
Gene: HADHB
Product: hydroxyacyl-CoA dehydrogenase trifunctional multienzyme complex subunit beta
Exons: 16
Coding region: 118-1530 (470 amino acids)
Biological process (GO): fatty acid beta-oxidation
Molecular function (GO): acyltransferase activity, transferring groups other than amino-acyl groups
Source: RefSeq, a predicted model, not a curated record
CACUCCAUAGACAGCCCUAGAAGGCAGAACAUGAGGAGGGGGCCUCGUAGUGAACUUGACGCAUCUGGCGGCUGAGAGAGAGAAGAGUGAGCGGAGGAGAGCUGAGCAAAAUCCAAGAUGGCCUUCAUGUUAAAACAAAGCGCCCGAUGCCUCCCCACAGCAAGCAGGCUUGUGAUCAGGCCCAUCAGCUGCUCCUCCCACCUCCAGGCACCAGCUGUCCAGGCAAAAACCAAGAAGACGCUUGCAAAGCCAGGAGUGAAGAAUAUUGUUGUGGUUGAAGGCGUCCGUACCCCAUUCCUGCUCUCUGGCACCACGUAUUCAGAUCUGAUGCCCCAUGACCUUGCCAGGACAGCAUUGCAGGGUUUGCUGAAUCGGACCGGUAUUCCUAGGGAAGCUAUUGACUACAUUGUGUAUGGCACCGUCAUCCAGGAAGUGAAAACUAGCAAUGUUGCCCGCGAGGCUGCUCUUGGAGCUGGUUUCUCUGAUAGGACUCCCGCUCACACCGUCACCAUGGCAUGUAUCUCCUCCAACCAGGCCAUGACCACAGGUGUCGGAUUGAUUGCAUCAGGUCAGUGCGAUGUGGUGGUGGCCGGUGGCGUGGAGUUUAUGUCUGAUGUCCCUAUUCGUCAUAGCAGGAAAAUGAGGAAGGCCAUGCUAAGUCUUAACAAAGCCAAGACUCUAGGCCAGAAGCUUGCUCUGGCAUCCAGAAUCCGUCCUGACUACUUUGCCCCAGAGCUUCCAGCCGUUGCAGAGUUCUCUACCAGUGAGUCAAUGGGACACUCCGCAGACAGACUGGCCGCAGCGUUCGACGUGUCUCGGGUGGAACAGGACGAGUACGCCCUACGCUCACAUUUAAUGGCCAAGAAAGCCCAGGAUGCUGGACAUUUGUCAGACAUCAUCCCAUACAAAGUUCCAGGCAAAGAUACAGUGGAAAAAGACAAUGGAAUCCGGCCCUCCUCUAUGGAGCAAAUGGCAAAGCUGAAACCAGCUUUUGUAAAACCAUUUGGGACAGUGACUGCCGCCAAUUCCUCCUUCCUGACGGAUGGGGCUUCAGCUGUCUUGAUCAUGUCUGAGGAAAAAGCUCUGGCCAUGGGUUACAAGCCUAAAGCCUAUCUGCGUGACUUUGUCUAUGUCUCUCAGGACCCAAAAGAUCAACUUCUUCUUGGGCCAACCUACGCUACACCCAAAGUGCUUGAGAAAGCCGGUCUGACGUUAGCCGACAUCGAUGCCUUUGAGUUCCAUGAGGCCUUUGCUGGGCAGAUCCUGGCCAAUUUGAAAGCAAUGGAUUCUGACUGGUUUGCCCAGAAUUACAUGGGAAGGAAGACAAAGGUUGGCGCUCCUCUCCUGGAGAAGUUUAACACCUGGGGUGGAUCAUUAUCUCUCGGUCACCCUUUUGCCGCUACGGGUGUUCGGCUGGUGAUGGCAGCUGCUCACCGGCUGAAGAAGGAAGGAGGACAGUAUGGACUGGUAGCAGCGUGUGCUGCUGGAGGACAGGGUCAUGGAAUGAUUGUGGAGGCCUAUCCCCAAUAACCUGUAACUCGGUUUACUGUCCCAGCCUAUGCACCAGAGCAAUGCACUAAUAACAAAGAAUGUCUCCCUCCUGCACAGGAUAAUUUUGCCGCACUGUAAAUAUUUUUUUAGUUGCCUUGUCUGCGGUUUUCAAUACAAUACUGAUUUGUACUGAGCACCAAGCAAUUCCUACAACAUCGGAUUCAAUUACCUAAUGAUGGACGGGGCCUAUGUACGUACCCAUGGCCGUUCCUUGCUUUUCUAUGUCCUGCACAAGAAAACAGGAGUUGUUGAAAUACAGAAGAUGAAUUGUUGCUGAAUAAAACGGCUUUGAAAUGAGCUUCUGGAAAUAUGAACUGUGUCAGCGUCUCUGCAGGAAUUACAGAGUGUUAAGAAGUUUUGCAAAUUAAUAAAAAUUUAAUUUA